CGCGCGGUGUGGAACUUGGUUCGCAUUUGUUGCGAAAGGCUCUUCCUUGCUUGCUUUCUGGCCGGCCGAACCGUGUGAGCCACACGAACAGCAGAACAGCCGAGAACGCGGUUGGUUUCAGUUUACGUCAGCGCUUCGUUCGUGGAAGAUGAACUUGUUCGGUUGGUCCUCGCGCGCGAUGUGGGCUUGAAAUUCGGACCAGAGAGUGAAGUGUGAAGACUCUGCUUUUUUGUGCAGACGAACGGACGGUUGGUUGGAAAAGGUGUUCUUUUGGUUGUGGUCGUUCAGCUGGUUGCCUGGCUAGGUUGUUGAAGAGGCUUCGCAGCAUCCAAGUGGAUUUGUAGGUUUUUUGUUUGUAUAUUCUCACUGCUCCCGCCGUGUCGUUGCGGUCCAGCUUCGGUCGACUGUUGUUAGUUUACUGGUGAAGCCUGCAGAAGAAUAGCUGCGUAGUAUUGGUGUGACGGCGUUGCUUGCUAAAGAGGAAAAAAUGCACGAAUUCUUGUUUUGAUAGUUCCAAAUAGACUUGGGAGUGAGUAGAAAGCUGCUGAAUUUACAGUUAUCGAGUAGACCUGUACUGCGGUUGGUAGUGAAUUGGAUUGCACGGAUUCGGUGAACUUUUGGCGCGACCUGUUCUCGUAGAUUGGGAAGAAAAAGAUUUAUUCCCCUUUUUGUUGUGGUUGUGAUAGUUGGAAGUGAUGUUGACCCAAUCCAAGAGCAAUCGAAUACGACGCGGUUUGCCAUCCCCUGACAACACGGACAACAGCCUACAAACCAGUUUCGCGGUUCCUUUGUUAUUGUUUUGACUAGUUGCACGGUAAUUGCACACGCAGGCUGCGUCAAAGUUUGAAUUUAAUCGAAAAAGUCGACAGUUCUGAUAUCUCGAGUGGAGAGGUGAAAUGUGAAAGGCGAAAUGUCGAGUGUGUCGUAGUAGAAGUGAAAAGAAGAUCUGUAUUUUGUUCCUUUCGUUCCUUCAAUCCGGUCGUGAGGGGCUGUGGCUUUUAUUUAUUUUGUGUUAUUGCUUGAUUUGGUUCAUAAGUUUUCCCCCGUUGUUUUUUUUUGUCCCCAUCUCGGGCGUUGUUUUGGGGCCUCACUAAACCGCCUCGAAAGUGAGAGAAGUUCGGGUUGCACUAAUAAGAAAAUAAGAAAGAAAAAAAAGAGGUAAAUUAAAGUGAUUCCGAUUACGGUUCGUCCUGCCGUCAGGUCUGUCUGUUUGGCGCAGGGAACGUAAUUCGUCUUUCCCACGGCAGAAAAGGAAAAAAAAGCAUGCAGGCGAAAAGUGAGCGAAUGAUGUUUUAAAGCGAUUAAGGAUUACCACGAAACCGGUGUGGCAGGAUCACGUAUAGAAGGCGCAACAAAUCUCGCAUGCAGAAGAGAAGAGAAGAAGAAGUAAAAGAAGAAGGUGUACGUGAAAGUGAAUCGAUAUUUUGUGUUUGUUUAGCAAACCUGCCAGUCUGCGGGGAAGAAAGAAAAGAUUUUACCUUCGUGCUUGCGGAAGGAAACUCGAGAAAGGACAAUCCGGCUGAGUGACAAAGCUGCCUAGGUGGAAGCAAGGAGCCCCCGCCACCGUCUAAUCAAUAAAUUGCAGUGCCAUUAACUGCCCUACUAGGCUAAAACCGAAACGAAAGAGUCCGGUUUUACGACUCUCCGGUGGAUUGUGGUAAACAAAGCAGCAUAAAAAAAUUUACAACAAGAAACAAAAACGGCAAUUUUGAUGUGAAAUGUAAACAGGAGGAAAAGGGCCCUUCCGAACGGAACCGCAAAGUGCAGUGGAAAUAGCGUCCGAAACCGACCGAAACCAGGGGACAGGGCCGCAUGAGCUCUCCGGAAAAGUAGUUUUAAUGACAGGUCGCCGGCACAUGAAUUGGCUAUAAUGUAGCGCCCCGCGAUGAGAGGAAACCGACGAAGGACAGUUUUGAUCAUUAAACGUUAACUUCUUGCACGCGAAGCACGAAAGACACACGAGCAGCAAAACAGGGGAUGGCGGUUAGCAAUAUCGUUUGCGAGUGGCUGCGUGCACUCGGACUCGGCCAGUAUGCCGAGAGCUUCCUGGACAACGGCUAUGACGAUCUGGAGAUUUGCAAGCAGGUUGGCGAUCCAGAUCUGGACGCAAUCGGAGUGCAAAACCCGCAGCACCGCAGCAAACUGCUGAAAAGCGUGCGGUUACUGCGGGAAAAGGGCGCCGCCAGUGUAUACUUUCAGCUGAAUGAUCCCAAGUCACUGCUGUCGGAUAACAGUGACAGCUUGGAGCGGGACAGUUCGCCGCUGAUGCUGAGCGAGCUGGAGGCACUGCUGGCGGAGCAACUGAAGGCGGACGGCGUUUGCUUGACGGCGCAUCCUUACUCGACACCGGACGGUGGUCGAGGGCACCUGGAAGGACUGGCCUCGGUCUACUGCGAGAUGCUGAUGGCGCCGUUCGGUGAGGUGCUGGCAGCUCUGGAAGACGCACGGCUGCGGGUGUGGUCCGAGCGGAGUCCGCACAGUUCUUCCGGCGGUAGUGGGGCGCAUCGGGCUGGCCACCGGGGGAACUCUUGUCACGGAGGACUGCCCAACAGUCACAGCCAGCCGAUUUACGUCCCGGGAAAGUACUCGCCAUCCAGCUGUCUGUCCGAUAAGGAGGAGGACGAAAUUUAUGGCUUCGGUUACGGUGUGUUUGCCCCGAGGGUCGCCAGAACGACGCUGCAGCAGCACCAGCAACAACAGCAACAGUCCCAGCAAAACCAACAGCAACAAUCACAAACCUCCACCAAUGUACCUGCGAACAGUGCUGCCGUACAGCAAAGCUGUCUCAGUCCACGUUCGGCAUACUUUUACGAAUUUCCACCCACAGACGGUCGAGAGACGAGCAAAAAGCGUACGACGCUGGCGCGACUUUUGAGAGGAUUAAAGACUGUUAAUAGACGUGAUAGAUCAAACCCAAAUAACGGCACCGGCACAAGUGCGCCAAGCAGCGUCGGCAGUGCGACACAGGCAAGGCCGCAGAACGAAAGACUGAGACAUUUUCAAAUGAACGGCGGUGGACCGCAGCCAAGUUUCGAGGAAACCAUCCAGAGGCUAAAAAUUCAAGAAGCACUUAGGAAAAAGGAAAAGUUUCAACGGGAACAUGAAGAGAUUCUUCGGGACAUUCGACAAGGACUGCUGCAGCUGAACCGAGAUUCACGAGACGACACCUAUAUGUAUGACGACGCAGUUACCAGCGUGAUGCGUAUGCCCCACCAGGGGCACUGGUAUGACGAACCCCCCUACGAAAGUGAUCCCGACGAUUUCCUAAUGUCAGGCAUUCGUCAAGCAGGAGGACCGUCCGCAACGAUACAGGAUGGCCGCGUUUGCUAUACCUCGAACGGUCGCGAAGGUCAAGGUGUGAUAUCGCUUCGCUCUGCCGGUGACAUCUCGAUACCCCAGCGAGGCCCGAUCCGGCGAGGACUGAUAGUGCCGCAGAAGCCCCCGAACCCACCGACCAUCAUUCCGCUGAAGCACGCCAGAUCUCACGAUCGGGAAAGUGGAGACUACGCCGGAUCAAUAUCCGAUCUGCACAGUGUUACCUCUCGUCUCAGCCAGGUUUCGAUUGGCACAAAUAAUUGCACUGCCCGUUAUCGCACCCUGAGCGGUGGCCUGGGCGACGAAUCUCCAUCGCCCUCGCCGACGCCGUCCUCGGAGUACGACGACAUUCUGCUGCAGAAGCAGCUGCAGCUUAAAGUGGACCAAGUGCAAAACGGCGGCGGCGGCGGUGGAAGCUCCGUGGGCAGUGGUCACAGUGGGACCGGUGGUUUGCCCUUGUCCGGCGGGAGUAAUGGCUCCGGGGGUGGAAACAGCGGCAGUGGAGGAGGAGGAGGAGGAUUGGGAGUCGGUGGUGGCAGCGGUAGUACAAAGAAUGGAGUCAAUAAUCUCAAGAACCUGAAGGCGGCCAAGAACCGGAACAAUCUAUCAUCGUCGCUCGCGCUGACGGUUUCGCACAAUAAAAACCUAACGAUAAGUCAACAGAUAGCUUUAGUACAUCAUUCCAAUGACACUAGGACAUCGCCAAAGGACCAUCUGCUGAAUUCCGGCAGCCGGAAUAAUAGAGAUUAUAGCAACUGUUUCGAUAGCAUCAGUGACCAGACGACGUUCCAGCAUUCGGCCAGUUCGGUGGAAAGUUUGCCCAGUGCGUCCGGAUCAAGCACUCAAGCACUGGUACGACCUGGAAGUCCCCAUAGUUCCCUGUCGGCGGAGGACCGCACAACCGUAAUUCCCAUCUGCCGGGCGCUCGCACUAAUCGAUAGCAACCCAAAUCCGUACGAUAAGGAAGCCCUCAGGUUUAAGAAAGGUGAUAUCAUAGACGUGCUUUCGAUGAACGCAUCUGGCGUGUGGCGAGGUUACGCGAAUGGUCGUCUUGGCCACUUUAAGUUCAUCAGUGUCGAAGUACUGCCGGACCAUCCUGUCAAGCCGUACAAUUCCGGCAAACUGCUCAGUCGAAACCGGUUACCAACGAGCUGUCCGACCAGCGUGGAAGAACUGCUGCUACGGAUAGGACUAAAAGAGUACACCUCGGUGUUCGUACUGAAUGGGUAUGAAGAUUUGGAGUUGUUCAAGGAACUCGAACCGUCCGAUCUGGAUUAUUUGGGCAUAGGCAAUACAGAACAUCGAGCUAAACUGCUCGCCGCUGUGCAACUUUUGCAUGAUUUAGACUCGACCUCGGAGGGUGAAGUGGCCGGUUCCAGCUCGGAGAACGACGAAGGCCUCCGGUUGAACCACGGCGGUAAAGGCACGGCGGGGCAGCAUCACCACCAUCACCACCACCAGACGUCCCCUUUUGGACGGCGGCACUUCCCUCGCGAUUCGGGCUGUUACGAGGGUUCUCCAGUGCCGCAGUCGACGCAGAACAGCAGCACCGCAGGCCAACCGAAUCACCUGCUGCUCCAGCAUCACCAGCAGCAACAGCAACAGCAGCAGCAGCUACAACAGCAACAGCAGCAACAACACCUUCAGAUUCAGCACCAUGGCAGCAGUUUGUCCGAUACGGAUACGAACAAUCUGGAUUCGGUGGUGGCGCAAUGUUCGAAUGAAAUUCUAAAGCGAGUGGAGGGAUCCCGACGGUUCAAGGACGACUCGAAGUUCGUUCUCGGUGGUAGCGGCGUCAAAACGAUGAACCGCGCUACCAAGAAGGGUGGUCUGCUGGGGGGUGGCGGUAACGGCACCGGUGGAGGAGACGAUAUGACGAUACGAAGCAGUGGUGGAAGCGGCGGAGGAGGGGGAGCGUUGAGCGAAAAGUCCAGCGAUUCGGGUGUUAGCAGCAGCAGUCUGUCGUCCGGACCGAUCAAGAAUAAUCUUUAGCGGCAGUUUCUGCUGGUCACUGGCGAGCGAUAAAUGUCGAGCAGGAAGAGGUGGGCGGAGGAGGGGGUGACCGAUAGCCAGACGUUAUAUGUUAUGGGUGAGUAGUGAAAAUUUCAUCACAAACAGCGUAACUGCCAAACAAAACCAAAAGACGAAUCGACGUAGAGAGUUGUUGUUGAUAAAUGUAGUACUUUUAAGAUGUGUUUUUUAAGGGGAGAAACUGACGUAAAUCGGCUUCAUUUUUACUACCUAAGGGAGAAAAUGGCCACAGUUCGAAUGUCCCUAAAAGGGCGCAGUCGAGAUUGUUAUUAAAUUAAAUUUUCUGUUGCUCUUCUUUGGUGCAGCGAACGUUUUGGCUUAAUGGUUUCAUUUGCUUCCAAAUUUAGACUUGCCUAAGCAAAACACAAUGAAUCGAUAGCAACGUAAAACAACAAUUUGUGAUAUGAUUUUUUGUUCAUAGAAAACUUCGUUUUCUCUUUGUUAACCUGAUACCGUGUGUAAAUUUGUGUAAAGAUUCUCUGUUGUGUAAAGUAAUCUGGGUGUCGAUAGGCCCGUCAGGUACAAAUCAUUACGAUAGUUUGCGGGAGAUUUUGUGUACAAAUAGAAGCAAGUCCGUUCUGUCCGCUGUGGUUUACAAAACCCGAUGCACUUUCGUUCAUGCAAUGUUGAACUUUUUGUUUCGUUCCCUUCUGCAGAUGAGCAGAAAAUUUAAGUUUCUGCUAGUUUCAUGGAAAGAAGUAAUAAGCAAUAACAGAAUUUAGAAAAAUAUGCUGAAAAAAAACGAUUGCGUUUUUUUUUUGUAAAUAGAAACCAAAUCAAUAGUCAUUUUAAAUCGGCCAAAUCAAGCACGGCUUCAAUAUGAAAAUCGAAAUCUAGUAGAACAAUUGUGUAAAUAUUCAAAUCUAUACGAAUAGUAAGAAAUAUUUAGCGCUAUUUGAAGUUAGUAACUCUCAGCUCCUUUCGAACGUAAAUGAAGUGAAAAUAAAAAUUAAACUUCUUCCAGGAUAAAUUCGCAUCCCAAAAUAAUCGUUUAAUGCAAUUGGAAACACAAAUAUCAGCUCCGUUUAGUGAAGCUCUCUAAUAGUGAAAUGUUCUUUUUUUCCGGUAGCAUCUAUAGAAAUCUUGGUGUGAUAACGAAAACGAGAAAAUCAAUAAUCCGCUAGAUACUGUAAGCUAAACAAUCGCAAAACUCGACGAGAAAGAGAGACAGAGAAAAACAGAGUGAGAGGGAGACAGGGUUUCAGCAGUAAUUGAAUUAUGACUUUUAAACAAAAUACAAAUGAACAUUGAUUACAAUUUUGGACUUAUGCUGUCACCCGACUCAUCUCGAAGCGCAUGGUUGAUUCGUGUAGAUGACGUGUUAGAUGAGUAAAAAAUAGCAUCUAAUCUGGUUGAUUUUUGUUGUACGGUAUUAUUCUGUUCCACUAUAUGAGAAAAAAACGAUAAGAAGGUAAAAUUAACGCGCGGAAUCGAAUCGAGUGUUGAGAGAAGCAUACGGAAGAACAGACAAACACAAAAGUGGCUGGUGUUGUGGUAGUAGAAUGACUGCGUAGCUAGAAUUUCUCCAUUGUUUGUACAUUUAUUGGAUUUUGUAAGAAACAAAUUUUAUUAAAUCGAAAUUCCCGUUGUACAUAAUUGGAUAAAGCCGUAAUUUAUUGAAGCAAAACAAAAAAAAAACUUAUGCCAAUCUAAAAGCCAGAAACAAAACGAAUCAAAAAUUCUCUAGCAAAAAAAAAAAUGCAAAGCAAGUUCGAUUAUUAGUCACGUCUAUUCUAACAUGAUGGCAAAAGCAGAAAAAUAAAUUCAACUCUGAAUUAUAGA
Molecule: messenger RNA, 7128 nt
Organism: Wyeomyia smithii (pitcher-plant mosquito)
Lineage: Eukaryota; Metazoa; Arthropoda; Insecta; Diptera; Culicidae
Gene: SKIP
Exons: 18
Coding region: 1978-5307 (1109 amino acids)
Molecular function (GO): protein binding
Source: RefSeq, a predicted model, not a curated record